AUGCAGGGGAGCAUCCUGUCUCAUCCUGUGGUUGUGUCAGGGGGUGUUGGCCUGUCCAUCGCUGUGGGAGAUGUCGUCCCUACUGAGGAAGGAGAUGCAGAGGAUUUGACCAAGACCAAAGAGGUGCAGCUGUGUGUGGUGAGAUCUCAGAAAUCACUCUAUUCUGGAUCAAACAAGUUGCUGAAUUCCCAGAAUUCUGGAUCAAAAAGAAGCUCAAGUCUCAGUUUGCCUGAGUUCUGCUUGGAGGACUCCUACCUGAGGACAGAAGUCUGGCUCCUCCAGGACCUCACCCUGCUGGACGGGCGGGAUCCCGACGUGGACGACCCGUGUUUCCUGAUGCACUUCUCCACUGUGAGGUCGGUGACGGCCUUCAGCUGCGGCGCCAAGUACAGCAUGGCGCGGGCCCUGGUUGCCCUGAGCGACAAGCACUGCGGGCGACCUUUGACUCUGGUGAACUAUGACCUGGCCUACAUCGGCCCGUCGUCUAUAUAUUUGAACAGAGGAGACUGUGUGGUGCUGAUGCAGAUAUGUUUCUACGCCGCUAACCUGGUGUGUCUGUCCUUGUGCCCCGUACCUCUGGACUGAGAGAGAUGUUUCUAUUUAUUAUGGAUCCUCAAGACAGCAGUUACUCCUCCUGGGGUCCGGCAAA
Messenger RNA from Oncorhynchus kisutch (coho salmon), 649 nucleotides. RefSeq names its product exocyst complex component 1-like. The transcript has 4 exons. The record is from RefSeq and is a predicted model, not a curated record. The coding region runs from base 1 to 585 and encodes 194 amino acids. Lineage: Eukaryota; Metazoa; Chordata; Actinopteri; Salmoniformes; Salmonidae.